Molecule: messenger RNA, 3024 nt
Organism: Populus nigra (black poplar)
Lineage: Eukaryota; Viridiplantae; Streptophyta; Magnoliopsida; Malpighiales; Salicaceae
Product: CLP protease regulatory subunit CLPX1, mitochondrial-like
Exons: 15
Coding region: 1074-2819 (581 amino acids)
Biological process (GO): protein catabolic process; proteolysis; protein folding
Cellular component (GO): mitochondrial matrix
Molecular function (GO): ATP binding; ATP hydrolysis activity; ATP-dependent protein folding chaperone
Source: RefSeq, a predicted model, not a curated record
UGGUAGUCAGGGAUUGCCUGGCGAAACCUUGCAUGGGUUCAGAAAUAGGGUGACUGCUCUUUCAGGUGAAGAAGAUCAGGUAUUCCCUUUGAAGCCACUGGCCACAGUGGAGAGGCGAAUGAUACCAUAAAGUCUAGGCGUGUCCAACCAAAGGUGAUAACAAGAAGAAAAAUCUUGCAGACGGUAACGAAGCAUUGCCUCGUGAAGUUAUGCAUGGAAAUGAAGGUGAAAAUGGUGAGGCCACUGACCGUAGUGGAGAGGGGAUUGUUCCAAAACACAAGCCAUGCCAUCCAAAGGGGUCAAAGAGCAAGAAAACUCUUGCAGGUAGUAAUCAAGGAUUGCUUGGCUAAGCCAUUUACGGUAAUGAUGCUGGUGAGAAAACAAUGAGGCCGACUGGUAUAAAGAACGAGAGGGCAGCUCAUCAAACACAGACAUGAGAGCCCAAAGGCAUCAUUUGUAAAGGGAAGUUCGCUGUAUGCAAGUACUCUAAUGCAGAAGAUAACAAUUUUCAAUGCGUAUUCUCUGGUGGUUGAACCGGACGCCCAGAGGGCCAAUCUCCAAAUCUAUACGCUAUCCUUGAAUUUGAAGAUUUUUCUUUUUUCUUUGUUAAGGUUGAAACUGUGGAUUUUCUUGAAACUUUUGGUCUCGCCAGAUAUUUCCUUAAAAUUCUCUAUUUCCACUUUCAAUUCCUUUAUAUUACUGCAAAAAUUCUCCACCUAUAAUUCUCAAUAAAAGUGAAAAUAAAAAUCUCCACCGAGACAAGAUACUCAAAAAAUCUAAGACAUACCCAUUUUAAUUCACACCAAAUUAUCCACAACCCCUCUUUCAAUUUCCAAUCUUUACCCCUCUACAAACCCUAAUUUUCCCGCCCUGUUUCCCUUAAUUUCUCUCUUUUGCAACAAAAUCCUCCAAAAAUGCUUGAUAAUUUGAAAAUCUAAAACAUACACACUUCAAUUCACACCCAAUUAUCCAACAUCCAUCUGCAAAUUUUCAAUCCUGACUCAUGAACACUAAAUCUUUUCCACUCUCUUUAGCUUAAAUUUCCCUCAGUUUCCUGGGAAAAUUCGACCACCAUGGCCGUUGCUGCAGUUAGAGGCAAACCCACCAAAGAAACUGCUUCUCAAUUCAGAUACUUUAUGUUCAAUUACAUGCAUGUGGGAAGUCGCUUGUCUAGUGCUCAAUGUGCUAGCAAAACUACAAAAUGGGAUGACCAUUUUGCAAAUACUCCUCAUCACUUCACUUCUUUCAAGCCUGUUUCGCUUUGCGGGGAGUUUGUUGAAAAGGGUACUCAAUUGUUGGAAAAUAUGAGAAGUAGCGGUAAUUCAAGUAAAGACUUUGAUAGGAAUUGGAAUCAGAAAGUGAGAUAUAAUAGUGGUGAUGGGUCUGGUUAUGGCGACCCACCAGAGGUGUGGGAACCACCUGGUGAUGGUGUUGCAAAAUUAAAGGUGACUGAUGGAGGAGUGAAUUUUAAGGUAGGGAGUAGAGAUGGGUCUGGUUCAAAGGAUGGGUCUUGGGGUGGAUCAAAAUUGGGGAGUAGCUUUCCAACGCCAAAGGACAUUUGUAAGGCACUUGAUAAGUUUGUCAUUGGGCAACAGAGAGCUAAGAAGGUGCUCUCUGUUGCUGUUUACAAUCACUACAAGAGGAUCCAUCUAGAGUCUGUUAAAAACUGUACAACUUGGGAAGCUAGGUGCAAUGCAGAUUCAGGCAAUGAAAAAGCAGAAACCAUGGACGAGGAGGAAGUUGAACUUGAGAAAAGUAACAUUCUUCUAAUGGGUCCAACAGGUUCAGGGAAGACAUUACUUGCCAAAACCUUGGCGCGGUUUGUGAAUGUUCCUUUUGUUAUUGCAGAUGCAACUACUUUGACUCAGGCAAGAUAUGUCGGGGAAGAUGUGGAGUCGAUGUUAUACAAACUACUGACAGCUGCUGACUAUAACGUGGCAGCUGCUCAGCAAGGCAUCAUUUACAUUGAUGAAGUUGACAAGAUCACAAAAAAGGCUGAGAGUGUUAACAUUAGUAGAGAUGUGUCGGGGGAGGGUGUACAGCAAGCAUUAUUGAAAAUGCUUGAAGGAACAGUAGUCAAUGUUCCAGAUAAGGAAGCUCGAAAGCAUCCUAGGGGAGACAAUAUUCAGAUCAACACAAAGGAUAUUCUUUUCAUAUGUGGGGGUGCCUUUAUUGAUUUGGAGAAGACCAUUUCUGAAAGGCGCCAAGAUUCAUCGAUUGGGUUUGGUGCACCAGUACGUGCAAACAUGAGGACAGGUGGUGUUACGAGUGCUGCCAUGAUAUCAUCUUUAUUGGAGACUGCUGAAAGCAGUGAUCUCGUUUCAUAUGGUUUGAUACCUGAAUUUGUUGGAAGAUUUCCUAUCCUCGUCAGUUUAUCAGCUCUCACUGAGGAUCAACUUGUCCAGGUUCUGACAGAACCAAAGAAUGCCCUCGGGAAGCAAUACAGGAAGUUAUUCCAAAUGAAUGGUGUCAAGCUACAUGUUACAGAACAUGCUUUGAGAUCAAUUGCUAGAAAAGCAAUAACCAAAAAUACUGGGGCUCGGGCCUUGCGGUCCAUAUUAGAGAACAUCUUGAUGGAUUCCAUGUAUGAGAUUCCUGAUGUAAGAAGGGGGGCUGAUAUUAUAGAUGCUGUUGUAGUUGAUAAAGAGGCUAUUGGACCUAAGGAACGUGGAGCCGGAGCCAAAAUCCUGUACGGCAGGGGUGCGUUGGAUCACUAUCUUUCAAAAAACAAAUUAAAGUCAUCUGAGGCAACUGUGGAGGGUUCUGAUGGAGAACCAGAGGUGGAAUCAGAGCUUCCUAAGAUAGUUGCCAGCAUGUAAUUUACUGGUGAAUGUUGUUUGUAGCCUCCUCACAUCACAUACCUGUACAUUAUAAGCUCGCAUUAAUUUAAUAAACCUAAGUUCUGUAUACACGUUACAAUUGCUCAGUUUCCCAACCAGAGAGUUCAGAUUUUUUUUAUAUCACUGCUGUAUUCUACAUCAGUCAGCCAAAGAUAAUCAAGUUCUUCCAUCCCAUUUUUCAGCA